UGUAGGGUUUUAGGCGAUGGCGCUCCUGGAUCGCUACGAGGUCGCCUCCACUGCGGCUCACAUCCAGCAGCACGGAUUCUCGCGCGUCGGUCUCCAGUUUCCGGAUAAUCUUCUCGCCGACAGCGUCGCCGUGACGAGCGCAUUGCAAAGCGCUUGCGGUCCUGGCGUGAGAUUCUUUAUCAUGGCGGACACCACGUUUGGCAGCUGCUGUGUUGACGAGGUCGCGGCCGCUCACGUCAAUGCCGAUUGCGUCGUUCACUAUGGCCCGGCUUGCCUUAGCCCUGUGACCAAUCUUCCUGCCUACUUUGUGUUCUUAAGAACUCCUUUGGAUAUAAAUACGUGUGGAGAAGUCGUAGCUGACCUUGUUGCUAAAGACGAACGUCUACUGGUUCUCUAUGAUCUUGAGUACGCGCACGCGAUUCCAGAGCUGCGAGAAACAGUCCGACAGGAGGCUCCAGAGAACUCAGGCCUGACUUUUGCAGAAAUUAUUGGCAGGGAACUAAAUCCUUGCAAGUGUGACAAAGAGCCAAUACUCGAUAACGAUGAACAUUCAAUAGGUGGCUUGAAAUGGAAAGGAUCAACGCCGACCAAGAUUCUGUGGAUUGGAAAGGAAGGCCCGGCAUUGAUAAACGUGAUGCUCACGUACAACUCUGCUGCCACAGUGAGAUAUGAUCCUGCGAGCGGUGAGCAAACUAGCAUGUCCAGUCAGAGCUCGACUUUGUGGCGAAGGUACUAUUUAAUCGAGCGUGCCAAGGAUGCAAACAUUGUCGGCAUAGUUGUGGGAACACUCGGGGUUGCCGGCUAUAAGCAAGCUAUACAGAAUGUAAAGCAGAUGGUGAAGAGCGCAGGGAAAAAGUCAUACACUCUUGCAGUCGGGAAGCCAAAUCCUGCAAAGCUUGCAAACUUUCCCGAGUGUGAUGUGUUUGUCCUUAUAGCAUGUCCCCAGACGGCGUUAGUAGACAACAAGGAGUUCUUUGCUCCUCUUCUCACCACAUUCGAAGCUCAACUGGCAUUUGUGAGGGGCAAACAAUGGACUGGCUCGUACUCCCUCGAUUUUCGAGACGUCCAGCUGCCAGCUGAUCCGCAAGACUCCACCACGGAAGAAGAGCCACGCUUCUCGUUUAUAAGCGGUGGCUAUGUUUCCUCAAGAACUGCGGUUGACAACAAGGACGAGGAAAGCAGCGGCGAUCUUGUCCUGGUGGGCAGUGACUCCUCGUCGAUUGGAACUCUUUCGACUGUCGGGAAAUCACCAGGAACUAGAACCGCGGCGGAUUUUUUCGCAUCCAGAAGCUUUCAAGGUCUGGAAUUGGAAGCCAAGAGCACGAAAGUUUCCAAAGACGGCGAUUUGAGAGCAGUGACAGGACGAAAAGGGCGAGCCGCAGUGUACGAAGAUGAGCAAUAGGAGUUACACUUUUCCUCGAUCUCGGGGAGAUCCAAUCCCGACCGCUCGUGUGGGGAACGGACGGUCGUGAUACUUUUUAUAAUGGUAUUCCAUGGUAGUACACGUGAUGGCA
Molecule: messenger RNA, 1514 nt
Organism: Selaginella moellendorffii
Lineage: Eukaryota; Viridiplantae; Streptophyta; Lycopodiopsida; Selaginellales; Selaginellaceae
Product: 2-(3-amino-3-carboxypropyl)histidine synthase subunit 2
Exons: 10
Coding region: 17-1402 (461 amino acids)
Biological process (GO): protein histidyl modification to diphthamide
Molecular function (GO): 2-(3-amino-3-carboxypropyl)histidine synthase activity
Source: RefSeq, a predicted model, not a curated record